AGUUUCAGGGCGGUCGGUGUUUCAAGCUGAAGCAAAGAAACAACCAAAAGCUUCUUUCUUUUUUAUUAGUUUAAAUAUUAGAUUUUUAAAAAGACCYGGGUUGUUCUGUUUUGUUUUGCAUACUGGUUCUGCAGCGAGAGAGGAAUCUGGGAACGCCCAGGUGAGAAGGGACGACACAGGUGACAGAAAGACAGUUUCAUUGAAGACGAGGCUCAGGGAGCAGGAGGAAUCCAACCUUUAAACAUCCAGCAUGUACGCGGCAUAUUCUUCAGCAGAGAUUAGUUUCGGUCUGGAGUGUUCACACAUUCCUCCCGACAGCGCAGCAUUGGAUGAUGAACAGUAUAUUUCUGUCCGACAGGGUUCAUGAACGGCAUGCGUGAAGAGAAGAGGAUUGUUCUGGUCGGGAAGACCGGAGUGGGGAAGAGCGCGACAGGAAACACCAUCCUGGGGAGGGAGGCCUUCGAGUCCGACAUGUCUCCAGCUUCGCUCACGGCCGAUUGCCAGAAAGCCAAGGGAGUGAUUGACGGCCGGUCGGUGUCGGUCAUCGACACGCCGGGGCUCUUUGACACCAAUUUCACUCAAGAUGAAGUGCUGAACAAGAUCAAGAUGUGCAUCUCUCUGGCCGCUCCGGGUCCUCACGCCUUCUUGGUGGUCCUCCAGAUGGGCAGGUUCACCAAGGAGGAGAAGGACACCAUCAAGAUGAUUCAGACCACGUUUGGCGAGGCCGCGGACCGACACACCAUGGUUCUGUUUACACAUGGAGACCACCUGAAGCACCAGUCCAUCGAGAGCUUCAUUUCAGAAAGCGCAGACCUGAAAGCCUUCAUCCACAAGUGCAACAACAGAUACCACGUCUUCAACAACGAGAUCAAAGAUCCCAAGCAAACCUGGCAGCUGCUGGACAAGAUCGACCAGAUGAUCGCAGACAACGGUGGAGGCUACUACUCGAACGAGAUGUUCGAUAAAGCGGAAGCCGCCAUCCAGCAGGAGAAGGAGAGACUCCUGAAGGAGAUGGAGAAGGACCGGCUGAGGGAGCUGGAGAUGCUCCGAGCCAAAUACUCGGGAAACGCUUUCUACAGAGAGGAGCGCAACCUGACCAUUAGGUACGACUGCGAAGCUCGGAGGCGAGCGGAGAGGUCCAACGCCUUCCUCGCCGCACCCACCAUCGCCGUGGCCGUGUCCUGCGGCGCAGUGGUGGGGGGCUUGUUGGGGCUGGCGGGGGGUCCGAUCGGAGCGGCGGUGGGAGUCGCCGCCGGGGCCGCUAUCGGAGCCGCUAUUGGAGUUAUAGCAAUAAAAGUCAACGACGGCUGCCACGUGCAGUAAAACAGGACGGACAGGAAACAAAACCAACAAUUCUUUUUCUUGCUCAGUCUGUUCCCGUUUAGGGACAGUGAUGAUGGUAAAUCUUCAACAGCUUUUUUACUGAACAGUUUCCUUGUACAUAAAUGAAAAAAUUGAACUGGAUUUUGGCUGUUGGUGUAAAAUACAACCCCAUCAAAAAGAAAUCUUGAGUUUUAUGUUUCUGUGCAUUCAAAUUCAUACGUAUGAUAGAAAAGCAGAAAAGACGCUCUGAUUGUUUUAUCUCUAAACCUUUAAAAAAAGCCUUGAAUGACUUCGUAUGACUCAUCUGCAAACAAGAAUGGCUUCUGAACUUUAUAAUCGUGUUUUAAAAGUUUAAAUAUUUCCACUUUCAAAUAGCUUUUUAAACUGGUGGAAAAGAAGAAGAUGAUGAAGAAAAUCAGUUUAUCUAAUUUUGGCACUUUUUCAGAUUAAUGUAAACAGAUUGUACUGUUGUUUUAUCGUGCUUCUGUAAACCUUCAUUUCUUGCCACGUUUUACAAAGUUGAAAUAAAAAGUCCAAAACAUUGA
Molecule: messenger RNA, 1868 nt
Organism: Austrofundulus limnaeus
Lineage: Eukaryota; Metazoa; Chordata; Actinopteri; Cyprinodontiformes; Rivulidae
Product: GTPase IMAP family member 7
Exons: 2
Coding region: 364-1323 (319 amino acids)
Molecular function (GO): GTP binding
Source: RefSeq, a predicted model, not a curated record